Oryctolagus cuniculus (rabbit) is the source of this 2749-nucleotide messenger RNA. The record is from RefSeq and is a predicted model, not a curated record. Lineage: Eukaryota; Metazoa; Chordata; Mammalia; Lagomorpha; Leporidae.
AACAUGGGGUUAUGACUGAAGAUUGACAGGGUCCGGUCUAGUAAGGCCAGGCAGGGGAACAAAGGAGAUAUGGUUCUGACUGCAGACUUACAUGUUCCUGGUCCUUAUGGCCUGGCAGGGAGGCUAAGAGUGUGGGGUUCUGGCCUCAGACUCACAGGUUCCUGAUCCACUCAUGGGCAGGCAGGGGAGCAAAAAGUUGGUGUGAUGGCCACAGACAGACAGGUUUCCAGUCCCAUCAGGAGCAGUCUGCGGACCUAAGGAUGUGGGGUUCCUGUUACAGAUUGACAUGUACAGUCAAUGCUACUCAGCACAGCCACAGGAAGUUGGGUUCUGGGCACAGGCUGUCAGGUCUAGGUACCAUCAGGGCCACACAGGGCAGCCUCAGGGAGUGAGGUCCUGGCAGCAGACUGACAGGUUCCCGGUGAAGUCAAGGAAGUGGAUUCUGGCUUCAGUACAGUAGAGAUUGCUGAACAAAGUAACUCCCUGCAUCCAAAGCUUCUGUGCUGUAAGCCCCCCUGUGACUCCCUGUAUCCAAAGCUUCCAUGUUGUAUGUAACUCCGUUUUCCUGCUGAUGUAGCCCUUUUUCCCUUUAAAAACUCUCCCUAAGAAAGAUCGGGGCCUCACUCCUUCCUCUGCUGUGCUGGUUGGUUGGAUGGGGUCCCUGUCGCGGCUUGUACUCCUGAAUAAACCUUGCUUUUGCAGUUCGGUGUGAUCGACACUCUGGGGGUCUCUGCAGGGAUCUAAUGAUCUGGGCACAGCAUACUUUUUGGUACCCAGCAGUUGAAUUAUUAAUAAAGACCCUCCACGACAUUGAGAAACUGAGGACUGGAUGACUUCAAUGCUGAACAUGAUCCAAAGAAAAAUUGAUUCCAAUUGUUCUCAAGCUUUUGAAAACAUGGAUAUUAUCCCAGACUCCUUUUAUGAGGCCAGCAUCACCUAAUUCUAAAACCAGAAAAAGAUACAAUAAGGAAAGAUAAUUAUAGAGCAAUGUCUGAUGAAUAUAGAUGCAAAAGUCCUCAACAAAGUACGAUAUAAUUAAAUCCAACAAUGUAUCAGCAAGAAUGUGCAUCAGGACCAAGUCAAAUUUAUUCCUGGCAUGCAGGAAUCAUUCAACUUAUGAAAGUUUAGUAAAGAAUGUAGCUAGAAAGAAGGGAAAACUUCUAAUUUAGGCAUUUUAUCCAUUUUAUUUAACCAAAAUAUUUGCUGCGACAAGACUUUGCAACAUGUGUAUUGUGUAAAUUAUCUGUGAAUGUUUUAUUUUAACUUGUUUUGCAGGGAGGAAAACCAACAUUAGGCAGAAAGUCAUAUUUGCAUUGCUAAGAGACAAGUCCUCUUAUGAUGUCACAGUAACUCAGGACCAUGGUGAUGGCUGACAUCAGCUAGUCUUGUGUAAGUCUACUAAAGCAACAUUUGAGGCCUCAGUUCUCAAAACCAGGCAGAAGCCAAAGAAAAAUUUAUUUGAGAUGGCCCAGGUUCCCUCAGAAGUUCAAGGUGUCUCUCCUCAGAGUGGAACAACUGAUUCAGAAAACACCACUGAAGCUCCAGGCUGGUAUCCCACAAUUGAUAAUGACUUGGAUUUAAGGUCUGUAGUUGAAGAAAAUGCCUUUCAAGCUUUAUCUGAAGGACCCUUGAUAAAAAGACCACGCUAUACACUUUGUAUGUCUGACACCCCAGAAGGGAAUGAUUUUGUUUCUCUGACCUUUCCUGUAAAACUUUGGAAGAUAGUUGAAAGUGAUCAAUUUAAGUCAAUUUGGUGGGACGAAAAUGGGACUUCUAUUGUGAUAAAUGAAGAAUACUUUAAGAAAGAAGUGUUGGAAAGAAAGACCCCUUUUAAGAUAUUUGAAACAGACAGCAUGAAAAGUUUAGUUCGACAGCUUAACCUUUAUGGAUUUAGAAAAAUACGACAAGAUUUCCAAAGCUCUGCAUCCCUGACUGACUUUCUGGAAGAAGAAAACAACAUACCUGUUUUUAGCAAGUUACUGUUCUAUCAGAAUCCAAAUUUUAAGCGAGGAUGUCCCCAACUUCUAGUAAGAAUGAAGCGCAGAGUUGGGAUUAAACACACAUCUCCACCAUCUGCUUCUUUAGUUCACAAUCUUGACAAGACAUACCACAGUGCAGGCGAGUAUGUGCAUACUCAAAAUCCUAGCUCAUCUACAGAAACUAAUGAAGAAAGGUUACUUUCAACUUCUACAAAUUUAAAUGUGCCUCCUACUAGCCACAGAAUUGCUAAUUCAAAUGAUCCAGUGACAAGUAAUAUUUUGACUCCAUCAUCAACUUUAAUUGCACCAUCAGUACAAUUUGUAACAAAUCAACAUGCUCUUUUAAAUCAAAUGACCACUUCUCAUAGGCAUUCAUAUAGCACCUACUCUCAAGCACAUGGCCAUAUCCUGAAUGUUGUGACAACUACAACUUCUAUUUCCCAAUUUCAAAUAUUGUCUCCUGUACAGAAUAAUUAUUUUGGACUGAUGGCAAACCGUCCUGUUUUUGCACCUAGACAUCCUUCUUUAGCAACAAUUGUGGGUCCUUUUUCUAGCACGUUAACAGCAAGCAAUCCAUGGUUCACUAUGCCAAUGAUAGCUAGUAGAACUGCUGCCUCCCCGCCAAUGUCAACUAAUCAACCAUCCUCAAUAUACCAAUAUCCUAAUUUUAACUGACCUUUGACUAAAUGAAAAUUAGACACGGAAAGGUGUUAUGUUCAUCAGUUCUGGAAAAAUAACUGAAAUUCUAUUACUUGAACAAUAAAAUGACA